AUGCCCACCAAAGUCCCCGCCCCGUCCGACUUCCCCUCCAACCUCACCGUCACGGUCAAUCCCCCGUCCUCCCCCUCUCCCUCUCCCUCUCCCUCCCAAAACAUCCUUAUUCUUCUUCAUGGCAUCGGCGACUCCGCCGCAGGCUUCUCUGCCUUCGGCCGCGCGCUCAACCUCCCCGAGACAACAGUCGUAACCAUGCAAGCACCAACACCCCUCCCAUUCGACCUAGGCGGAUACCACUGGGGCAAUGAUGUUGAAUUCGACGCCAGAACCGGAUCCCUGGACAUGGACGCCGGGUUCACGCGCAGCACGACGAUAUUAGUCGAGGUUGUGCGGGGGACCCUAGUCCAAAAAUGCGGAUAUCGUCUGCGCGAGAUUCUCAUCCUGGGCUUUGGGCAGGGUGGUAUGGUGGGUCUGGCCUUGGCAAGAGAACUCGGUCUGUCGUCUGCGGCUGCUAGUAGUGAGGAUAAGGAGCCGUUGGCGGGAGUGAUAUCCAUCGGGGCGCCAUACCCGUUAUCUGGGCAACGGACGGGUCCAAAGAACCGUACGCCGAUAUUGGUGGUCUCGGGGAAAGACUCGGUUGUUGUUUCGGAUGGUGCGGUGAAGAGGACGAAGGGAGUGUUUGAGUUUGUUGAAGUUAGCCGGUAUGCGAGGAAAGGCGAUGGCAUGCCCUCGAAUCGGGAUGAGAUGAUGCCUGUAAUGCAGUUCUUUGCGAGACGGUUGCGCAGUCGCCAAGGUGUGCCUGAAGGUAGUGUUGAGAUCGGAUGA
Penicillium argentinense is the source of this 768-nucleotide messenger RNA. Its product is annotated as alpha/beta hydrolase. The coding region runs from base 1 to 768 and encodes 255 amino acids. Gene Ontology annotation, biological process: protein depalmitoylation. Gene Ontology annotation, cellular component: cytoplasm. Gene Ontology annotation, molecular function: carboxylic ester hydrolase activity; palmitoyl-(protein) hydrolase activity. The record is from RefSeq and is a predicted model, not a curated record. The transcript has a single exon. Lineage: Eukaryota; Fungi; Ascomycota; Eurotiomycetes; Eurotiales; Aspergillaceae.